AUGGAUAGCAGCACUUCUACAUCCCACCCGUUUGCUGGAUCAUCUGGACUCAUUCAGGUCAUCCCUUCGACCAUUCAUGACUUGAUCGAAGAGGAGGCUCGACUGUGGGAUGAAUUCCCGGCUGACAAUAGAGUCGACAUGAGUGGUCGCGUUUCGCCGCCAGGGUCCAUGGCGAAUCACUCGGUUUUCUCCAAUGAUAUUUGGUUGGGCGAUAAUUGUGGGAAUGCAGACCGAACCUUUGCUAGGGACGUCCAGCUGGUUGGGUGGGCGAGCGUGGGCGAUAGCAUUAGCACCGGUUAUGUCGUAUAUGAUUGUGCGAUCAGAACGAAAGAAGGUGUAACAAUACAUUCCCACAAGCGCUAUAACUCAUUUGUUGAACUCGAGAGGACCCUUCGACACACACUACCUCCUCAUGUCAUCCACAACAUUCCAGCUCUCCCACCCAAGAACGCGUUUGCCAAGUACAGACCGGCGUUCCUUGACUCUCGCCGCCGUAAGCUCCAGACCUGGCUCGCGACUGUUCUUAUGCAUCCUGAUAUCGGGGGAUGUUCUACUGUACGCGAAUGGAUCUUGGAGUAG
Messenger RNA from Rhizoctonia solani, 579 nucleotides. RefSeq lists its product as uncharacterized. Bases 1 to 579 code for a protein of 192 amino acids. Gene Ontology annotation, molecular function: phosphatidylinositol-3-phosphate binding. Lineage: Eukaryota; Fungi; Basidiomycota; Agaricomycetes; Cantharellales; Ceratobasidiaceae. The transcript has 6 exons. The record is from RefSeq and is a predicted model, not a curated record.